Colletotrichum lupini is the source of this 1503-nucleotide messenger RNA. Its product is annotated as MIZ/SP-RING zinc finger. Gene Ontology annotation, molecular function: zinc ion binding; SUMO ligase activity. NCBI's taxonomy places the organism in Eukaryota, Fungi, Ascomycota, Sordariomycetes, Glomerellales, Glomerellaceae. The record is from RefSeq and is a predicted model, not a curated record. The transcript is spliced from 8 exons. Gene Ontology annotation, biological process: protein sumoylation. Bases 1 to 1503 code for a protein of 500 amino acids.
AUGGCCCCUGGCCUAUGCGGGACGGGAGCUACCUACCCUGCCCUUGCCUUCCUCGACCGACCCGACUGCAACUUCCCCACGCACUUUUGGCUCUUGCCUGUCGGCGCGCACCACGAGCCUCUAUCCGCCACCUACCCCCACGGCCUGUCGACGGCGCCUCUAGGUACCAACGACCGAAGUCGAUCCGACGUCGCACCUGCGAACCUUCAUGAGGCCGUCACCGAAGACACCACCACAGCCCUUUCACCUCGCCCGAGAACCAUGACCUCCAUACAGAGGCAUGAGCUCCAGGCUCUGGUCAAGCUGGUGAACAGCAACCAGCUUCUGAACCGCCAAUUAUCCCAAAUUUGUCAGCUCAACGGGCUCACUAGCAGCGGCGUUAAGGCGGCUCUGCAAAGUCGCAUCGUCAGUGCUAUCGAAGAAGCCUUCAAGAACAGCGACGCGACUCGCUUCCAGCAAAUCCAACGAAGCAUCGAGACCACAAGGACCGGCUCCUCCGCUUCGCCCGCCUCUCAAAAGAGUGGACGUCCCGCCACAGCGACUCCGCCAGUGUCAAUGAUGCGGCAAGACCAAUACUGGGGGCGCAAUGCCCGCCCCAGCGGUGCGAAUGGCCCUGCUCUGCCCGGGUAUGGAUCAAGCGGUACGUCAUUCCCUCAAAAGUCCUUUGAACAAACGCCUAACUUUGAUGCAGGGCUCUCUUUCAAGAACAGUCCCUUCUACGAGAUCCAGUUCCGGGUCGGCGAUGUGCGCUCGUGCGAGGCUAUGAGCCAGCAUAGGAACAUGGUCUCGAUUCCAGUCAAAGUCAGCGAUAAUCUCAAUCUGAACAGAGUUCUCGAUGACAAGUCACUACGCAUCAUGGUCUUCUGCGCCGGAGAUAGCAAUGGCGUCCAGGAUAUCGCGUUUCCCCAUCAGUCGGAGAUCAAGGUCAACGGUAACGAGGUCAAGGCGAAUCUCAGAGGCUUGAAGAACAAGCCAGGCUCGACAAGGCCAGUCGACAUUACGAGUUAUUUGCGUCUGAAAAAUGACAACAGAAAUCUCGUUGAGUUCACCUAUGCGUUGACUCAAAAGAAAUUCUAUCUUGUCCUGAACAUCUGCCGUAUCACCUCGGCGCAGGACCUGGCCGACAACAUCAAGAAGGGGCAGAAGAUCCCCAAAAACAAGGUGAUUGAGGAGAUCAGCAAGAAAGCGGCGGAUACAGAUAUCGUCACGACAUCUCAAGUCCUGUCUCUCAAGUGUCCUCUAUCCUACAUGCGUCUUGAUGUCCCGUGCCGCUCUGUCAACUGUUCGCACAUCCAAUGUUUCGACGCAACGUCGUACCUCCAAUUGCAAGAGCAGGGUCCUCAGUGGCUUUGCCCGAUUUGCAAUAAACCGGCGCCAUACGCACAGCUGGCCGUUGACGAUCGCCAGCACGGCAACUCCGACGACAACGGUGAUGUCUCGAGAAAGCUCGACGAUGCCGCGGGGCGUGGCCACAACAAGCGCCAAGAGACUGCAUUCGGAUAG